AUGCGUUUGACAGCGACUAAAGCUCCGUCAGAGGAAAUGUCCCUGACGAAUCGCGCCUUCAUCAAUAGUCGGGAAUACGCGGACACACUGCGCUACAGCACUCUUCACACUGGCGUGGCAUCCUACGUCUUCCGUGUGGACCCCAGCGAUAAGGUGCCUCCGAGCAAGAUUGGUUUCGGGUUAGCUCAGCGCAAAUGGGCGAAUAUUUCGCUAGAACAGACGCUCAGCCUUGAUCCCUGCAAAAUCUCGCCGGACACCUAUCUUAGUCUAGCCCACUUCACUGUUGAAAUGUAUGGGAAGAAACCGGGACCACGGGACCCCAUAAACUCGGACAUCCUCUCACAACAGUUUUCCAUGCACAUGGGCGAUCUACCUUUAACCGUUGGACAACCUCUUCUCUUCAGAUUUGACCAACUCCUUCUCUCCAUUGUCGUCAAGUCGCUCUCGGCAAUCUCUCUGAAGGAGGGGGACAAGAAGUGUCAGUUUGGUCUGCUGACGGGUAAUACGAUAGUUACGUGGGAGCGUGCGCCCGACUGUACCCUUCUCUUCAUCGGCAAGGCAAUGCACGGUGACGGUGGUGGUGCCGGUGGUACCAUGAGCAUCAUCAACCCCAAUUGGGACUUUGCUCAAAUGGGCAUCGGCGGUUUGGACAAGGAGUUCUCAGAAAUCUUCCGCCGCACUUUCGCCUCCCGCAUGUUCCCACCUGAGGUAUCUCAACAACUCGGCAUGAAACACGUGCGAGGCAUUCUGCUCUACGGCCCACCGGGCACGGGCAAGACGCUGAUGGCGCGACAAAUCGGGAAGAUGUUGAACGCACGGGAGCCCAAGAUCGUUAAUGGACCGUCCAUCCUCGAUAAGUACGUCGGAGAGUCGGAAGCCAAUAUCCGAAAACUCUUUGCGGAUGCUGAGGAGGAGGAGAAGCGACUGGGACCCCACUCCGCUCUCCACAUCAUCAUCUUUGAUGAGAUUGACGCUAUCUGCAAGACCAGAGGCUCUGUUGUCUCGGGUGCAGGAGUUCACGAUACAGUGGUGAAUCAACUACUCACCAAGCUGGAUGGUGUGGAUCAGCUUAACAACAUCCUCGUUAUCGGUAUGACAAAUCGACGCGAUAUGAUUGACGAGGCCCUCCUUCGACCUGGUCGUCUUGAGGCAUUACAGAUACAGCUGGAGAUCUCGCUGCCGGAUGAGGAAGGUCGUCUACAGAUUCUCAAGAUUCACACGGCCAAAAUGGCUGCCUCAAAGAAACUUAGUUCCGAUGUUAAUUUGAAGGAGCUGGCAGCCCGAACGAAGAACUUUAGCGGCGCAGAAAUUGAGGGCCUCUGCCGGGCUGCCGCCUUCACCGCUAUGUACCAAUUUGUGAAGCCCUCUGGCAAGGAGAAGAUCGAUCCAGAUGCCUUUGAGAAGCUCCUCAUCAAGCGCUCCGAUUUUAUGUACGCCCUUGAGAACGACAUCAAACCGAUGUUUGGCACAGCGGAAGAGGAGUUGGCGUACUACGCGCCGCGCGGUCUCAUGAACUGGGGCGAGCCAGUGACGCGUGCUCUUUCCAUGGGCGAUUUGGCGGUGCGUGCAGCAGGCGGCAGUGGGAUUGGUGGCGGUGGGACUUCAGCGCCCGAAACUCAUCGGCCGAUCACAUUGCUACUAGAGGGAGCGCCAAAGGCGGGUAAAACCGCCCUCGCGGUGGAGAUUGCGCGUCGCUCUGGUUUCCCUUUCGUUAAGAUAGUCACCUCUCACAGGAUGAUCGGUUACACGGAGACUGCUAAGUGUAUGGCCAUCAAAAAGGCGACCUCCCGCAUCAACCAUUCCAAAGUAAUCGGUGCUGUAAGACAAGCACCCACGAGCCGGCCGUACCAGUCAUCGAAGUUCUAUGCACGUGAGAAGGUACCUGACCGCAAUGUCACUGAUCCCUCUUGGCAACUCUGCAGAAUCUCCAGUUUCGUCCUGUAUGGGAACCGGGUUAAGGGCUACGGGGGCUACAGUUAUGGCCCGGAGGCCAGACAGCCCGGGAGUGGGGGCAUAAUGGCGGAGCUCUUUAGGUUGAUCGAUCUCUUGAACUUUCUCUCCGUCAGCUCGAUCUUUGACGAUGCAGUCAAAUCACCAAUGAGCGUGGUGAUUGUGGACAACAUCGAGGGUCUCAUUGAGUACAACCCCGUGGGGCCGCGCUUCUCCAACUACAUGGUGCAGGCCCUCAAAGAUCUUGUCUCGCAGCCCCUGCCAACGGGUCGGAAGAUGUUGGUACUGGCAACGACGAGCAUGCGGGAGGCUAUGGAGGAGCAGCAGUUGACACGCGCCUUCGCUUGGCACCUUCAUGUCGGUAUGAUGUCGACGCCAGAGCACAUCCUCGCAGCGUUGGAGGAGGACCAGCGAUUCACCCCCCAGGAGUGCCGUGUCAUCGAGCAGAACCUCGUCCAGCGCAAAAGCGGACAGGACUGGUCAAUCAGGGCAAUGCAUAACUUAGAAGAUCGCUACUCUGUGAUUAACGCUACCCGCUAUCCAGAAUUGCACAUUCGAGAUGUGACGGAGGCAGAUCUGUCCGAUCUGCAGGUGCGGUGCGUGUUGCAGUCGAUCGUGGACGAGAGUCGGGAGAUUCGAAGACAGGAAACGGGUCAUUUGCAGCCAUUCGGGUUCUUCUUUCCAUACGAGGAGGUUCGCAGUCAAAGCACGGAUGUGGAUGUGAUUGUGGGUUCCACGGUGGAACUUCCCUGGGUCGUUGAGAGCUAUCAGAGUCUUCGAGUCCAAUGGUACUGGCAACCGACCUCUCCAUCUUCAAGUCAGGGGAGGGUUCCACUUAGUCCAUCAGUUUCGAUCGAGGAAAAAGCCGUCUUAACACGACCCUGGGGUUCACGGGUCGAGUUCGUCCAGGGGGCCUAUGGAAAUCUUCGUCUCAUCAACGUCUCUAUAGACGACGCUGGUCAGUAUUCCUGCGAAGCUCCCUAUCCAGCUAGAUUGCCGGCGGUGGUGUAUACCCUUAAGAUUCGUGCUCCAAUUGAUGUUCGUGUCACACCUCAUGAAAGGGUCUGCGAUUUUGGUACCCGUGUGGAGCUAGAGUGCCUUGUUUCCGGCUAUCCACAUCAAAUAAUUUACUGGCUACACAAUGCUAAACCUCUCAAACUGACGUCCAGUCCCUCCUCCUCCUCUUCUUCUUCUUCCUCCUCCUCGUCCUCUUCCAGUCGUCACAGCGUUCAACGUCGCGAAACUAGCGGCGUUCAGACGGUGCGAGAACGGCUCGUAAUCAAUUCCUUCAGUUUGGAAGACGCGGGAGUUUAUCAGUGUGUUGCGGAGAGCACUCUGGCUGACGACGCGACCACACCGACCGCGAAAACAAAUCGUGGAUCAUCGUCGUCUUCUGCUGCUUCGACCUCGUCUUCUUUGAUCGUUGCCGCGACGACAGCUGUCACUAAGGUGCCAAUGGCGACAGAGAAGAUGGAAGAGGGGAGAGUGUCAGUGGGGGACUUGGUGGAUAAUGCGCAGGACACCUCACACUUAGUUAUGGGCAAAAUGAAGCCAAUGCGGGUCUUUCAGUCAUCCGAAACUGCCGAGGCGUUCACGGCGACAUCGCAGAUUCUUCUAUCCAAGUCACGAGGCGAUUUGAAUGCCACACUGGAGUGUCGUUUUGCCGCCAAUCCGCUGCCAACAAUUCGAUGGUUCCGAGAUGAUCUGCCACUGAGUCACGAAGUGGAGAUGGCUGAUGACAAAGGCGUGGUGGUCUCGGAGGUGGUUAAGGACGCGCAUCGACCCUACUCGCUAAUUACGCGGCUGAGGAUCGAUUUGAACCAGGUCCCACCAUGGGAUGAAUUGUGGCAAUAUGGUGGUGAGUAUCGGGCAGUCGCGAACAACUCUCUUGGCUCCGCUGACUGCCGGACUUUCCUUCUGUUGGACACGCCUUUGCGUCUUCGUCCCGUGGAUUCCAGCAAACCGGCCAUUGCUGGACGGUUCCAUGACUUGAAAUGCUACUUUAUCGGAAGUGGCAUACCCAAACUCCAAUGGCACAGGAUUAAGAACGGCCAACGGAUCGAGCGGAUUCCGGUUGAUCACCGUCACGCCCUACUAGAAAAUGCUCGAGUUCUUCGAAUCACUGAGGUGAAUAAGGAGCAGGACGAGGCGGACUAUCGAUGCACUGCAGUGCAUGGCGAUAUGACUGAUAAUAUCACCAUUACACUCAAGGUUUCACGUGCUCCACGAAUUCAAGACCUGCCUGAGGUUCAACGUGUUCAAGGGGGACGCCAGAGUCUGACAUACAGCUGCGCCACGCAAAAUCAUGCUGAUAAGCCCUGGUAUGCAUGGUGGCGUUUUCAACUUGAAGGCUCUGACGAAGUCAUCGAUCUUCCACCCGAUGCUCCGUUGAAUCCUGGUGCCUUUCAGGUCUCGUACGCAGCAGAUUUGCAUCAGACAGAGCGUAGGCCGCUCUCUGAGGGUCUGCGACGUCAGCUACCUCAGUUUGUGCACGCAAGACCAAAUUCUGUGGUGCAUGUGAGAAUUGAACAAUUGAAUAAGCGACAGCAUCAAGGAAUACUGACAUGCAAGAUUGUGAACGAAGUGGGCUAUGAUGAACGACCUAUUCGAGUGACUUUCAUACCCGAAUUAGAAUUUGAAAUUCGGCCGCCAAAUAAGCAGGAUGUGACUCUAGCACAAAACAUCUCCAUCAAUUGCACAGCUAAGCCGUCAGAACUUACUCCAAUGAUUGUGUGGAAGUACUCAGAUGAAAGCGAGUGUCUAGAUUCGACCUUUUCCAGCGUUUUUUGUACUGGAGAUUUUAAAGAACUAGGCAGCCUGACGGAAAGAACAGAGGGUCGGAUCUAUCAGGAGUCGAACGGAACGUUGGUGAUUUCACAAGUUGAAGAAUCGGAUCCUAGGAAAUUUUUGUGCUUCCUCACACCAAAAGAAUCGACCACUGCUACACCAAUCAGUGUAGCUGUCAAUCUGGAAAUCCACGUUCCUGCACGAAUUGAGCCCCUUAAGGACGUUGACGCAGUUCGCGGUUCCAAGUUCAACCUCACCUGCGUAGUGCAUGGCGACGCCAAUGAGUUGCAAGCAGAUUGGUAUUAUCGGUCAAUCAGCGUUGGCGACGGUGGCAACAGCCAAUGGCGGCUGAUCAAUCAGACCUGUGUGCUUCCAGCCAGUUACGGAGAUGCAGAGAAUGCUGCUUUGGCUCUGGCCUCAUCUUCUCCUGAUGUCCUCGCAAGCGACCUGUUGACUUGUCAGAAAAGUGCGGCUGGGAGGUUUGAUAGUGGCGUGAUUUUUAGACAGGUCUCUAUGCUAAAACAAAGUGGACGCGGCAUCGAACGCCAACUUCAGUUCGACUCCUUGAAAGACGUCCAUAUGGCGGAGUACAUGUGCAAUGCCUCCAACUUCUAUAAUCGCGACAAGGAAGGCCGCAGAGUAGAUGUGCGUCAGGUUGUCCGUCUCACAGUCAUCUCCGUUCCCGACCCGGUAACCUUUGUGCAGAACAGCUCACAGACGACAGCAACUAGUGUUUCUUUCUCUUGGCUACCACCGGCUCAUGAUGGCAAUAAGGAAAUUCGACGUUACUGGAUCAGAUACUAUCAAGCGGAUUCAGCUGCCGGAGAGUCAAUUUCUGGACAGAGUAAACCGAACAGUGUCAUCGAAGUGCGACCCCAUGAACAUCAGGCGACAUUGACCGGUUUGCGGCCCUACACUAAAUACAACAUUGCUAUCAAGGCAGAGAACGAGGUCGGUUACAGUCUGGAGAACUCCCUUGUCCUCACCACACAGGAAGCAAAACCGGAAGGUCCAGUGCAGCAUUUGAAUGCAACUGGAACGGCCUCGGAUACGAUCUACGUAGCAUGGCAGAAACCGAAACCGGAGCUGCGCAACGGAAAUGUGGAUCGAUACUCGGUGUGCCAUCAGCGGGUGAAUGAGAGCCUCGUGGGGAGCAGUCAGAGCGACCUAGCACGGAUAUCGUGGCCGAGGGAUCUCAUUACGGAGGAUUCAAGUGUUUCGAGUGGAUCCAGUCAAAUCCACUGUGUCCUGAUGCAUCGCCAACAAGACACCGAGUUGACCGGCCUACCCAAAUUCACCGCCUACGCUAUCCGCAUCAUCGCUAUCAACAGCAAGGGCCAAUCGCCACCUGCCUACGUCUUGGCGCGGACCUUGGAGGAUUUACCUCAAGCAUCACCAACAAACGUCACUUGUUCCACACAGCAGCACAGCAUUACGGUAUCCUGGGAUCCGCCCAACUUUGAAACUGUGAAUGGAAUCUUGACGGAGUAUCUCGUCAAUUACUACAUUGCCAACAGCUUUGGAGGUUAG
Messenger RNA from Echinococcus granulosus, 6267 nucleotides. Its product is annotated as Vesicle-fusing ATPase. The transcript has 32 exons. Gene Ontology annotation, cellular component: Golgi stack. Gene Ontology annotation, molecular function: ATP binding; ATP hydrolysis activity; protein binding. The record is from RefSeq and is a predicted model, not a curated record. Bases 1 to 6267 code for a protein of 2088 amino acids. Gene Ontology annotation, biological process: SNARE complex disassembly; intra-Golgi vesicle-mediated transport; Golgi to plasma membrane protein transport. NCBI's taxonomy places the organism in Eukaryota, Metazoa, Platyhelminthes, Cestoda, Cyclophyllidea, Taeniidae.